CUAAACCUAACUAAACCAUUCAACCAAGAUGACGAUGUUUUCCUACUCUUCCUCCAAGGUUGCCAUUUCCGCUUGCUUUGCACUUGUCAUCCUAUGUUUCAGGUCAAACGUGGCUUCAGCACAGAAGCACACUGCAUUCUUCAUCUUCGGCGACUCCUCAGUUGAUCCCGGUAACAAUAAUUACAUCGACACGAUCCCAGAAAAUCGAGCGAAUCACAAGCCUUAUGGUCAGAAUGGCUUCUUCAAGGAUCCCACCGGCCGGUUUUCUGACGGUCGGAUCAUCGUAGAUUUCAUAGCGGAAUAUGCUAAGUUGCCGUUGAUUCCUCCGUUCUUGGAGCCAUCCGCUGAUUACAGUCAUGGAGUUAACUUUGCGUCUGGUGGUGCUGGAAUUCUUUCUACUACUAAUGAGGGUCAGGCCAUUGACCUUAGUACACAGUUGAAGUACUUCGAAGAAGUUGAGAAAUGGUUGGCAGAGAAACUGGGAGCUUCGGAAGCAGAAGAAGUAAUAUCAAAUGCAGUCUACUUCUUUAGUAUGGGAAGCAACGAUUACUUGGGUGGUUAUCUUGGUAGUCCUAGGAUGCAAGAACUCCAUCAUCCUGAGCAGUAUGUGGGGAUGGUCAUAGGAAACUUGACAAUAGCAAUUCAAGAAUUGUACGAGAAAGGUGCAAGGAAAUUUGGGUUUCUGAGUUUAUGUCCUUUGGGGUGCCUGCCAGUUAUGAGAGCCCUGAAUCCUAAGGCAGGUGAAGGGGGCUGCUUUCAACAAGCCAAUUCACUUGCCUUAGCACAUAACAAUGCUCUCAAGACUCUCCUCAACAAUCUUCAUUACCUCCUCAAAGAUUUCAAGUAUUGCAACUCCGAUUUCUACAACUGGCUCCAAGAUCGAAUCAAUAAUCCCUCCGACUAUGAUUUGAAAGAAGGGGUGAAUGCUUGCUGUGGAUCAGGACCUUACGGAGGAGUCUACACAUGUGGAGGCACGAAGAAGGUGGCAACCUAUGAGUUAUGCGACAAUGCCAAUGACUAUGUAUGGUGGGAUUCGUUUCAUCCUACUGAAAGAAUUCAUGAACAGUUUGCAAAAGCUCUUUGGGACGGGCCACAAGCAUCUGUCGGGCCCCACAAUCUUCAAGAUCUCUUCUUCGACCAUGAGAUCGAGCUAACCAUUGGUGAUAUAGUUGAUAUCAUUACAGAAAACGAAGAGAUAGUUUGAUCAUAUAUAUUAUGGUUGACAAUCAGUCUGAUUAUUUGUCAAUUUGUCUUUUCGUCGAUCUGUUCGAUUUUGGUUUUUUCGCUAGAGAUAGUGGUAACUGAAAUAAAGGUACCACUAUAGACUUGUGAUUGUUGGAAUAUAACUGCAUUUUACCAUUAUAAAAAUAUUAAUAGGCAAAAAAUAUCUAUAAAUAAUAA
Sesamum indicum (sesame) is the source of this 1401-nucleotide messenger RNA. Its product is annotated as GDSL lipase. Gene Ontology annotation, molecular function: lipase activity. Lineage: Eukaryota; Viridiplantae; Streptophyta; Magnoliopsida; Lamiales; Pedaliaceae. The record is from RefSeq and is a predicted model, not a curated record.